This is a messenger RNA of Gopherus evgoodei (Goodes thornscrub tortoise), 4536 nucleotides long. It is a transcript of the gene SDCCAG8, whose product is annotated as serologically defined colon cancer antigen 8. Gene Ontology annotation, biological process: establishment of cell polarity; neuron migration; centrosome cycle. Bases 271 to 2424 code for a protein of 717 amino acids. NCBI's taxonomy places the organism in Eukaryota, Metazoa, Chordata, Testudines, Testudinidae. The record is from RefSeq and is a predicted model, not a curated record. The transcript is spliced from 17 exons. Gene Ontology annotation, cellular component: centriole; centrosome.
ACUGCUUGAGGUCAGGAGGGGCGGUGGUUGCCGCAUAGCCGUGUGGGAAUUGUAGUUCUGGUAACAGCCUCGGGCUGUUUGGUGGGACGGGACAGUGAACGAUAUGAAACUACAGCUCCCGAGUGCUGUUGGGGAAAGACUCGGGAGCGGGAGGCUCGGGACGGCUCCUCGCUCUCACGCUUCUCCGGGAUACAGAGAAGGGUCGCAGAGGCUAGAGCCCGAAGUCUGAGCGGGCGUUGCUUCAUGGCGUGAGACGCGGACUCUGCCCCUAUGCGGGAGGCCCGGGAGGAGUCCGACCUGGAGCGAUAUCAGAGAAGCCUUCGAGACCGUGCUAGUAAAAGUAUCCAUCAACUGAAAUAUGCCUUGGUGGAAGGAGAUCCCACAGCGGGAGAAAGUGAAGUUGCAUUUGACCAGUCCUCCACAGGUAAUGAUGAGAGUGGGGAAACGGCCUGGCAGGAACUGCAGCACAGUCAUGCAGUUAAUCAGCUUAAAGCUUUAUUGCGGGAGCAAGAAGGACUAGAAAGUGAAGUAUCUCCAUCAAGGAGGAGGAAGAUGUCACCCUCAAGAACUUCAGAAGCUGCAGAUCAGAGUUUGCCUACGCUUUGUGAUCUUGUUCCUAUCAUUAAUGAUCAGUCCCAGUACAUUCACCACUUAGAAGCUGAAGUGAAGUUUUGCAAGGAGGAGUUGUCUGGGAUGAAAGAUCGGAUACAAGUAGUUGUGCUUGAAAAUGAGAAACUCAAUGAGGAACUGAAAUCUCUAACUGUAGAGCAGACGUUGAGAGAACAAACUCUUUUGGAUGCUUCAGCAAAUGUUCGGAACUCCUGGACUGUAGGAGGUGAUGAUUCUUAUUUAUGUCAACCUGCCAAGUCAUCACCAUCACAUAAUAAAGAACAGGUUUUGGCCACAAGAGACACUGCAGAAACAGAAAAAUGGCAGCUAGAAUUGGAGAAGCUAAAACGUCUUUAUCAAGAAAGGACUGAUACACUUGAAGCUCAAGUACGGUCUCUAAGAAAAGACUUAUCUGAAUCUGAGAAGAACUGUGAAGAUCUAAAAGGAAGAUUAAAACACCAAGAAUCACUUAUUGCAACCAGUAAUUACAACCGGGUUGGUGGUCUUUGCCUGAAAUGUGCACAACAUGAGGCUGUUCUUUCUCAGACUCAUUCCAAUGUCCACAUGCAUACCAUUGAAAGGUUAACAAAAGAAAGAGAUGACUUAAUGGGUGCACUUGUUUCAGUAAGAAGGAACCUGAGUGAGAUGCAGCAAAGGGAAUCUAGUGCUUAUGAACAAGUAAAACAAGCUGUUCAAAUGACUGAAGAAGCCAAUUUAGAAAAAAUGAAGGCUCUAGUCCAGUGUGAGCAGCUGAAAAGUGAGAUGGAAAGACAGAAAGAUCGCCUUGAAAGGGAGCUAAUUGCUCAACUAGAUAAGAGGGCCGGUGAAAAAGAAGCCCUGCGAGGAGAAAUGAAGAAAGAAAGAGAGGACUUGGCAUCAACGGUGAUGGUUUUGUCUCAGAAUGUGGCGACACUGGAGGCUCGGUUAGAGAGAAUUAUAAGAGAGAAGAAUUCAAUAGCUAACCAGCUAGAGGAAGCCCAAAACCAACUUACCUCUCAGGAGAUGGAAGUUAAUAAGGUGUGUGGAGAAAUGCGUUUUCAGUUGAAUCAAACCAAAAUGAAGAAGGAUGAGGCAGAAAAGGAGCACAGAGAGUACAGAACAAAAACUAUAAGGGAGCUUGAAAUUAAGGACCAGGAAAUAGAGAAAUUGGGAUUAGAGCUGAAUGAGAACAAACUGCGUUUGGAACAAGCACAGCAGGAUGCAGCAAGAGCCAAAGAUGAGUGCCUAAAACUGACAGAACUGCUGGGUAAAUCUGAGCACCAACUGCACCUCACCAGAUUGAAGAAAGAAAGUAUUCAGCACAGUUUUAGCAAUGAAGCAAAGACCCGAGCCCUUCAGGCAGAGCAAAGAGAGCAGGAGCUGACACAGAAGAUGCAACAAAUGGAGGCCCAGCAUGAUAAAACUGUGAAUGAACUGGAUUCUUUGCUGACCUCCCAGAAUACAUUCAUAGCAAAAUUAAAGGAGGAAUGUUGUAUGUUGGCAAGGAAGCUGGAACAUGUAACAGAAAAAAACAGGUCUGAAGUCAGCCAGCUUAGUCAGGAAAAUGAGUACUUUCAUGAUAGGCUGGAGAAGAUGCAGAAAAGAAAUGAUGAAUUGGAAGAACAGUGUAUCCAGCAUGGGAGAAUGCAUGAGAGAAUGAAGCUGAGGUUACACCAGCUUGAUAAGCAUUGCCAAACCACUGCCCAGCAGCUAGUGGAGUUACUCAACAAACAGAAUCAGCUCUUCAGAGAGAGGCAGAUGCUAACAGAGGAGGUGCAGUUCCUGCGCACACAGGUACCAUGCCAAUACUGGGAACAAGAGAAAAGAAAAUCAUAGGGAAAUGUUCUGCAGCCAUCAAGAAAGAUAAAGACUUUGCUAAAGUCGUGUAUCAAGAAGGAAAACCACCAUGAAAUACAAUCUUCAGAGUACAGAAAUAAUUCAUUGAUUAAAAGGGAUGGCAGGGCAGUUGAUGAUUGAGUGUAGGUUUAAUCGGUGUGGGUACAGCUAAGAAAAUGCUGUGAGAUGCAGCUAAGCAGAACAAAUACUACUUGUGUCAUUAAUUCCAAUCAGAAAUUUUUGUUUCAUCCUUCAUGUCAUAUGAUAGUAGGCAACAGAAAAUUCCUUGUUUAACAUCAUUAGCAUGUAGUAUUAAAACGCAGAACUGCCUCUCAACUUGAAACAUAAUCAUCUUGAAAACUCUAGUUUUAGGGUGUAACGUCUGAGACCCCCACCCUCUGGUUGUGGGUUUGCAAUCUCAUUUCCCUGUUUACAUAAAAAGUUUUUUUGCCUGCCUUGUUGCAGUGCGAAAACCCCACCCAAACAAGGGAGACAGUUCACUGUUUCCUCUGUGCAGUCUGUCAGUGGGGAUCUGUAUGGGCACAGCAGUCUAUCCUAGCACAAGUAGUGGCAGGAUUUAGGCCUUACUUAUGUAGGGUGUAGUCUGCCCAUUACUGUUAAAAGUAACAUUUUUCAGACACUGAUUUUUAAGUUGGAUGCUGCCCCUUUAAUCAUUCACUACUUUGGAAAGGAGGAAAAGAAUCGUGACUUUUUAAACUGUAACUGAACUGCUGAAUUCAACGUUGUCUCCAAAUCUAGCACAUAAUGAAGCCUUUGUUUCUGUGACUAAGUAAAUUAACUGAUUUGACUGUAUCACUGUGAUACCAAGCCCUCUGGCUCAUAAACAAAGCAAGUUUCUGGGUUCAUACGUGAAGUUUGGACUUUCAUUAACAUGAACAGGACCAAGAGAGGGAAUUUGUAGUACCAAACUGCAGCGUGAAAGGAAAAUCAGUGUUUUAAUCAUGCUAUUGUUCACCCCAAAGUAGGCUAGUAUUAGCAUAUACAUGGCAAAUACCAGCAUGCUUUAACCUAGAACUAAAUAAGAACACACAUUAUCAGUGUGGUAACCAUGGGAAAAUGUUGUCUUUUUAAUGCUGACUAGAGCACCCAAGUUACCAAUUUUCACUAUAUCUAGAAUAAAUUACUGUCCUACCUCAGAUUCACCUGUAGAUGUUGGCAAAUUUAAUGGCAAUCACUGUUUCAUGUUUAAGCUCUUUAGAAGCUGAAGAUGUUGCAUUAAGAGAAAGUGAAAUAACCCUGCACCAAGGAGAGCCAGAGACUCUCUGAAGCCCACUAAGGACUCUGAGAUGUGGAAGAUAUUCAGUUAGAAAACAGAUGGGCAGCAGUACGCAACCAUGACUACCUUCUAGAUGUUGUGCUGCUAACUACAUUGAAUAUUGUUACCACCGAAAGUCUGUUUUGCAGUUGUAAAAGAUGCAUUUGUUAAAAUAGGGAACAUGUGCUGCAGUCAAGGCUUUUUACCACCACCACCUAGCAGUUUUCAGCAGUAGAUCUUAAAGUACUUCAGUCUAAUGUACUGGUUGUAACACCUCUGUGAAGUAGAAAGUAUUGCAGCCAAACAGGGACACUUGGAAGGAAAGAAGGUUGGUGACUUUUUAAAAAUUUAUUCCUGCAAAACAAGAACCUGUUAUCCAGCUGAAGUGUUUUUAAAUAAUAUUGGAUCCAUGGGAACAGGAACAUAGCUCAGCAGAACUGUAUGGUGCACAGGGCAAAUGUUUAAAGGAAACAAAGGACAAUUCAUUAUAAGUUGGAUAUUUUAAGUCCAGAUAAAUAUGAAUUCCUUUAAGCUUCUUGUAUUUUGUUCAAAAGCAAUAAUUUUGAGUAUAUGGCACUAUUGAUCCUAUUUUGAGACUUCAUAUGAUGCCACAUUUCAUAUUUAAAUUGAUCAUAGUACCAGAACCAAAUACUUGCCAUGUCCAUAAAAAAUAAUAGUAACCAAGAGUGGUGUUGUCACAGUGAUGCUGGUUAACAUUGCUGAUCUUUGCUGUACAUAAUGUGCAAGGUGAGCCUUGAUCAUCUAAUCCCAAAGAGGUACUGCUACUUAGUGCUUGUUGCUAUUUGAAGAUAAAAAAAAAAAGCCCAAUAGUUGUG